Messenger RNA from Oldenlandia corymbosa var. corymbosa, 1820 nucleotides. NCBI's taxonomy places the organism in Eukaryota, Viridiplantae, Streptophyta, Magnoliopsida, Gentianales, Rubiaceae. The record is from the annotation of a GenBank genome assembly.
CAGCUUUCUAUUUGCUGGGCAGUUUGGCCGUCCCUCCUACGUUGAGGCGUCCACUUUUCUUUUUAACUUAUAAAAAUUAUACAGAAGAAAAAAUAUCUCAGGUUUUUUAGAUACUCAACUAGGGCAGCAGCAGAAGAUUGGAGUGUUAAAAAAAUGGCGGAAUACGAUAUAGACCUCGGAAACCUCAUGGCGUUCGACCGUAGUCACAGCUUUUCUUCUCCACCAGCAAGGGAGGAGCUGGUGAAGCUGGCUUUAGAACAGGGCACGAAGUUAGUACAAGCAGUUGCAGAUGCCCUCUUCAAUUUGCCUUCCACAGAAGACCCUGAUGGUCCGAUUGUUGCUUUGCCUUCUCCAACAACAAAGUUGCCUCGUGAGAAGCCUCUUCCAAAACCAAAACCCCCUACCAGAUGGGAAGAGUUUGCCAGAAAGAAAGGCAUCCAGAAACACAAAAAGGAAAAGCUUGUAUUUGAUGAGCAGACAGGCACUUGGAAGAGACGCCAUGGUUAUGAUCGUGUCAAUGACGAUAAUGAUGUACCUAUCAUAGAGGCCAAGAUGACUGAUGAGCCAGGAGAAGACCCUUUUGCCAAGAGGCAAAAAGAGAAGAAAAAGAGAGUCGAAAAACAAGAGAAAAACCGGUUGCACAAUUUGAAAGAAGCUGUAAAAGCUGGUGCCCCCUUACCAAGCCAUAUUCAGCUUGCUGCCACAAGAUUACCCAUAACAGGGAGUGAAGCUGCACCUAGCAAAAUUGGGAAGGAUGCACUUCAAGAUGUUGCUGGUAUGGCGGCUACUGCAACAGCAAGUGGCGGGAAGUUUGACAAAAAGUUGCCUGGAGAAAAACCCCCGAAACAUGACAAGAAGUAUCGGAAGGUCAUUAAUCAUUCCUUGGUGGUUCUUGAAGUUUCAGUUGAAAGCUUUCGUGGUUUAGUAUCUAUGAAUUACUGUUACUAACACGUCUGUAUAUUCACACCAUUCAGUUCCUUCCAGCUGCCGAAGGAUCAGGAAUGGGUGCCUUAGAGAAGCAGCAAACUGAUAAAGUUUUGAACAAGCUGUUAUCGAAGCAUUCACACGAGAUUCUCAAUGUUGAAAAGGUACGUUAUUGCUGUAUAAUUGGUAUUCUUCUGGAUCCAGUCGAAACCUGUCUCUGCAUUUGGUCUGAACUUGUAUUGGUGGGGAUGUAGGCGGUAACCAUGUACAAGGUUAAAGAGGAGAAGAAACGUAGGAAUCAGAAGGGGAAGUCAUCUGGAAACUCCGGCAAACUAAAGGCAGGCAAGCAAUCGUUCAAGAAAUCAUCAAAAAAGGGUGGUUCUAGUAAAGAAAAAUCAAAAUAACUGUCAACUCGUUUAACUCAAUAGAUCGCUAUGCGUUUCUUUUUAUUUAUUUAGGCUUUUAUAGUUCUUUGGGCUCAAUAGUAAAAGAGAGUAUGAAAAGCAGUUUUGUAUGAUUUUUUAUACACAGUUCAUGAGAACGAAGUAUUAUGCCUGGCUCCAGCUUUCGAUUUUAUUAAAAUGUAGCGUUUUCUUGAUCUUGGCCUUCUAACUUGCAUAUGAAGGGUAGGAAAAUAUAGGUUUGCUGUUUGAAUAUGUAUUGCUGAGGAUCACUCCACACUGCCUAGGAUAGGUAGCCCUGAAAGAGAAGUUGAAAGCGACUUUGGCAAUGACCAAAAAUAUCGCCUAUCAUUCUCAUUCAAAAGAUCUUGGCUCACGGGGAAGCUCGUGCAUAGCAAAUCCAAAUUCGAAAUCAGUAACCAUUCUAAAUUCUUUUCUUCCUGUCAUGUGUUUCAGUGUUUCUUAAUCUAUUCUCGUUGCAAAAUUUUGUUCAAC